Molecule: messenger RNA, 361 nt
Organism: Biomphalaria glabrata
Lineage: Eukaryota; Metazoa; Mollusca; Gastropoda; Planorbidae
Product: mannose-binding protein C-like
Exons: 2
Coding region: 12-299 (95 amino acids)
Source: RefSeq, a predicted model, not a curated record
ACUCCACUUUAAUGUCACUGAAGUUUGUGGAGAAACUGGAGAUUCUGAAGAAGAACGCUGCUGACACCUCCUACAUCGGUCUCGAUGACAUGAAGACGGAGGGGGCAUUUACAUGGCACGACGACCAUACUGUCAUACAAGAUGAACUUAAACCAAAACUAUUCAAUCCAGGUGAACCCAAUAAUGGCGUCAACGAGGAGGACUGCGUGAACUUUGAACCCGGAAACGAUGCUCUCAAUGACGUCACGUGCUCCGAUGUCAACUACUACAUUUGCGAGAAGACGUGUUUUUAUUUCUAACACCCAUUCAGCCUCUGUCUAGUUCUUAUAUCAUAGUCUAUUCCGCCUCUGUCUAGUUCUUA